UUCCCCAGUGACACAUUUAAUGCCCUCCUACUCUCACUCUCCCCGCCCUUCUCCCUCUUCUUCCUGCUUUCCUCCCCUUCACUGAGCUUUCGUUGUGUCUGCCCCGUGUAGCAGACAUAUUCGACUGCCAUGUCUAACUUCAAGCGAGCGCCGCAGCAGGGCCCUGCAUCCAGGGCUAGCAUCCUAGGAACCCUGCGGGCGACAUCGAUGAUAGAGUCCAAGACUUCUUUACCCGCUGAAAUCAUAGUAUCGAUCAUGAAUUACUUGCCCGUCUCCGACCUUCUCCGAUUUGCAAGGACAUCAUGGCGAAUGCGCGAGAUGGUUUACGACGAUACGAGAUGGGUGGCGAGGCUCAAAAGUAUGGGAUGCUGGAGCGAGGCGGAGGCUAGGAAGAGAUUUGAGGAUGCCAUGAAGAAGAAGCGGGACGCUGCCGGACGGGCGAACGCCAGAGGCGCCGGUCAGACGAGCACGACCAUAUUUGACGCCACUGUGGAAGAGGAGCGCAGGAAAGUUCAGGCACGGCAGGCUCUGCAACCGCUAGAGCCAAAGCUGGAUGGUUUUGAGACCCUAAGUUUAAUCUCGUCCCAACCAAAGUCGCCUUACGAAGACCCUGCUGCGCUGCUUGACGUUCUCAAGAAUGUCAGGAGUAUUCGUGGAUAUGCGAGACAAGAAUAUGGAAAGGUAUAUGGCGCGUUGGCGCCGUUUUACUUCGACUUGGUGCGGGCAAAGACGCACACCGAGCCCAUCGUCUUCACUGUGUUCCGUGAUCCCGAGAGGCAGGCUCAGAUGCUGUCCAAUCUGCAAAUAUUCGGCAAAAGUGACUGGGCCCAGGGUUGCGAGCAACGGGAGGCUAAGCUCAUCAACAUGACGACCAUCUUCGAAAGCGCGGUUCUGAGAGAAUUCGAGCAAGGCUACGAAUUCUGGGAUGUCGAUGGCAGAAUGCAGAGAUAUGCACACGUUUUGCAUACCCUGAACGGUGGCAGCGCCGCCAUGGAUCUUUUUAUUCAAAAGCACCCCAUACUCAACGAGCGUGGGAGCCUGGGCAACCCCAUGGAUUGCAUCAACCAAGCCCCCCAGGACAGCAUUACGCUCGAACCCUCCCACAUGUUCUUUGCGCUGCUCGCUCGGAAGGUGAACGAGCAGAGCGCUGUCAUUAGCCGCAUCUUUCCUCGGCCGGGAAUAGUCUUCUGGGCGUUUGUGGAUAAAAUUCGAGAAGACAUCAUCAUGGAGUAUGUGACUCCGCUAUUGGAUGAAUGCCAUGAUCGACACAUGCCCUCCUACCUAAAGGCGGUCUCCGGGCUCUUCGAGCAUUGCGUACAGUUCGUACGAUCGUUAGAUCCACCGAAGGACUCGGAAGGAGGCCUUGACGAUCAUGCAAAAGAUAUUGCGCUGAAAGUGUUCGAGCCACAUCUGGAUUUGUACCUACAAGAGGAAUUGGACAGCUUUACGAGGUUCGCCGAACGCGAAGUCGACGACUGGGAGCAGAAGCUCUCGGAGCAGGACGCCACCGUCGAGUCGUUUUACAUGGGGAAUUUCAACCGACAAGCUGACAAAAACGAUUUCCUGACCUCCUUCAAGAAAGUCGUGAUGAUGCCGGUUACUGUGCUGCCCAGCGCCAUUUCUUCGCCGUUCGGGGCAAGUAAACCCGCCCCGGCCACCGCCCACAAUUCCGCGCUUCGGCGAUCUGUCGUCGGCACACCUGUGUCGUCACGCCCCCAGACACCGGGGCUCGGCGGGCCCCCGGAACGGACAGCGAGUCCCUUGCCUUCGGAGGCGCCGAACGAUGAGCUCAAGGCAAAGGCCGCACUGAUGGCCAAUCGACUCGAAGGAAUUAGAAGUCUUUUCAGUAUCGAAGUGGCUCUUAGUUUAGUGCAUGCCGCAAAGGAAGGCUUGGGGAGGGCCGAAAAAUUCGUCGCGCUAGGAGGGCAGGCUGGUGAAGAAGCCCGAGAGCAGUGCGAAGCAUUGUUCGUUGUUUUAGUCAGGAUACUCGGCCAGACGCACGUCAAGAACGGAUUUACCAAGGCGGUGGAGCAUCUAUCCCAUUACAACCCUCGCGAGAUCAGCGACCACAGCCAGACCGGCGUGGCACCACUCGUCAUGUUCAUCGAGCUGGUCAACGUGGGCGACAUCAUCUCACAAAUGAUCGACGUUUUCUACGAGCAGCAACUUGCGGCGACGAAAAUUGCCGACCGGAACGAUUUUCUCGAUCCUGCAGGUUUGGCCAAGAAGAAGUUCGAGCAGAUGCUAGAUGAGAGUGUCGCCGCAGGCCUCAACAAGGGCAUCGAUGUGUUGAUGGAUGAGGUUGAAUACCUGUGCGCAACAACCCAGCUCCCGACGGACUUCAACCCGCUGCCGUCGUCGCACGAAGCCAUCACGAAUAAAGACCCCGACAUCGGCCCAACUGUAACCGCGAGGCGCGUCACAGAGCUCGUAGCAUCGCACACCAAAAUGCUGGUGGGGAGCACAGAGAAGAGCAUGUUAGACGUGUUCAACAGCGAGGUCGGGCUGCGUUUGUUCACCGCCGUGUGCAAGCAUAUCAAACGACAGCGUAUCAGCACCGAGGGCUCAGUAAAGCUAAUUGCAGACAUGAACAUGUAUUUCGAGUACAUUCGGACGCUUAAAAACCCGGACCUUCUCGCGUACUUCAAGGCGCUGCGAGAACUAAGUCAGAUAUACCUUAUAGACGCCCGGCAUGCCAAAGAAAUGGCAACCAUAAUCGCCGACGGAGAUCGGUUCGGCGGCAUAUUUCGUGCCGAAGAGGCGUACGAAUUCGCAGAGAGAAGAGCCGACUGGUUCCAAGUUAAGAAAGACGUCGAGAGGGCGAUGUACGGACUCGAGUGCGUCCUCAUGUAGAUCCUGCAUUUGGUCCGGGAUUUCGAUCCAACACCCCCUCGUGCGCAUGACCUCUCAUCGAGUAAGGUCGAUGACAGUAAUUAACAUAGCCAACCGCUCG
Durotheca rogersii is the source of this 2953-nucleotide messenger RNA. RefSeq names its product exocyst complex component Sec10-like protein. Lineage: Eukaryota; Fungi; Ascomycota; Sordariomycetes; Xylariales; Xylariaceae. Gene Ontology annotation, cellular component: cytoplasm; exocyst. Gene Ontology annotation, biological process: Golgi to plasma membrane transport; exocytosis. The transcript is spliced from 2 exons. Bases 130 to 2853 code for a protein of 907 amino acids. Gene Ontology annotation, molecular function: protein binding. The record is from RefSeq and is a predicted model, not a curated record.